This is a messenger RNA of Astyanax mexicanus (Mexican tetra), 1709 nucleotides long. It is a transcript of the gene bnip1b, whose product is annotated as BCL2 interacting protein 1b. Lineage: Eukaryota; Metazoa; Chordata; Actinopteri; Characiformes; Acestrorhamphidae. The transcript is spliced from 7 exons. Gene Ontology annotation, biological process: retrograde vesicle-mediated transport, Golgi to endoplasmic reticulum. Gene Ontology annotation, molecular function: SNAP receptor activity. The record is from RefSeq and is a predicted model, not a curated record. Gene Ontology annotation, cellular component: SNARE complex; endoplasmic reticulum. Bases 246 to 935 code for a protein of 229 amino acids.
CCGCUGUUCGGAUAAAAGCGCGGGAAUUCAGUUCUGAGGUAAAGUAUUAGCUAGCCGGCUAAUUUACCUCAGACCCGCCCGGCCCUGCUCUGCUUUACUUUUCAGGGGAGCACGGUCUGGCAGGGAAGCACAGAUCGGCAGAACACCGGCAGCUGAAUCCAGAGGAGAAGCAGUGUUCACUGAAUACGACUUGCUUGGAAAACGCGUUUCCGUUUGGUCCUCUCGCUCACCGUACCACAACAGAGAUGGCGGCGUCCUCCGACGUGCACGUCCGAAUCUGUGGACAAGAAAUGAUCAAAUAUGAUUUAGAGAUUAAAGCUCUGAUUCAGGAUAUAGUAGAAUGUUGUGGAUCUCAGGCGGAGCUGCUGGAGCUGAACUCUGCAGUGAAGAAUAAAUUCACUCAGCUCAGAAAAAGAAUCCAGGAUAUGGAGCAGAUGGCUAAAGAACAGGACAGUGAGUCUGAUAAAAGCAGCAUUCUGGCUGAAACAGAAGCCCAUCGUAAGCAGAUGUUAAGUAACCAGACCGCCUGGAGGAAAGCCAACCUGGCCUGUAAGCUGGCCAUAGAUAACCGGGAAAAGGACGAGCUUCUGAACGGUGGCGAUGCAUCAGUGAGGCAGAGGAAGGCCACCAAGGAGAACCUGGUGCAGACCUCCAGUGACAUCACUGAGAGUUUGAUGAGUAUAAGCCGAAUGAUGGCCCAGCAGGUGAAUCAGAGCGAGGAGACCAUCGACACUCUGGCUACCUCAUCGCGGACCGUACUGGAGACAAAUGAAGAAUUUAAGGCGAUGACGUCGACGAUCCACUUGGGGAGAAAACUCAUCCUGAAAUACAAUCGGCGUGAACUUACAGACAAACUGCUGAUCUUUCUGGCUCUGGCUCUGUUCUUCGCCACGGUUCUUUACAUCCUGAAAAAGAGGCUCUUUCCCUUCAUUUAGAGCGAACAAGGGUAGAAUAAGUGUAAAAUAAAGAGUGUUUCAUUAGUUUUUGGGGUUUUUUUUUUGCCCUGAUCAUCUGAAUUUAGGGGAAAAAUCUUUUCAUUUUCUGUUUUUGGAUCUUGUAACACAAGUAGGUUGGAUUGUAUCAUCAGAUUGGAGGAGAAUAUAUAUAAUUUUUUUUUUUUUUUUUACAUUUUCUAAAAUUCAGGUGAGCUGGUAAAAAUCUAUAAAACUGUAAAAAGUAAUAAAAUCCAUUUCUUCUAUAGGUGACACUUUACAAUAUGGGUACAUUAUUUAACAGUAUCUCAGCUAAUUAUUAAUUGACACUAGUUAAGACAUUAUUUAACUAAUGUAAUGAAAUUCUUAAGCAUUAACAUUAGUAAUGUUUAAAAAUUAUUGUCAGUUAAUAAUUAGUUUAAACAGUACGUAAACAUUUAAUCUUGUUUAUUACUGUCAUAACUUAUUUUAUUUGUACUCUUAUUGUAAAGUUUUACCCUUCUUUAUGUAAAUAAUGAAGAAAAUAAGAAAAGGUCAUAAAAUUGAACAGAAACUUUACACUGACCGAGGGGUCUCUUCAUUUCCUCCACAGUUGCCGAAGUGAUUGUUAAUUGGCUGUGUGGCCUGGUGGGAGGAGUUAAAGUGAAAUCAUUAAACGUGAAAAAAGUCGUAUCAGACUCUUAUGGACUGUACUCAGCUCCCGUUAUCAGAAUUGUUUAGAAAUAUAAAUAAUACGUGUGUAUAUGGAUAUAUAUGUGUGUGUGUGGGGUAGGUCUG